This is a messenger RNA of Sitophilus oryzae (rice weevil), 1811 nucleotides long. Its product is annotated as N-acetylglucosamine-6-phosphate deacetylase. The transcript has 8 exons. NCBI's taxonomy places the organism in Eukaryota, Metazoa, Arthropoda, Insecta, Coleoptera, Curculionidae. Gene Ontology annotation, biological process: N-acetylglucosamine catabolic process. The coding region runs from base 245 to 1450 and encodes 401 amino acids. Gene Ontology annotation, molecular function: N-acetylglucosamine-6-phosphate deacetylase activity. The record is from RefSeq and is a predicted model, not a curated record.
UGAUGGCGGUGACAAUAUCUGAAAUCUAGGUCAAUAAACCACUCAUUAAUCUAAAAUUUUAGAUAAGAUAUUGAAUGAAAAGAACAAUAAUGAAAUAUGUUUAUAUACAAAUAGAUUUGAAAAAGAUUUUUAUAACAUUUUGUCUCAGUUUUAUUUGUAGUGUAUUUGUAGUUACAACGCAUUGUUCUACCAAGUUUAGGAAACUUAUCAGUAAUCAGUCCCUAAUAGAUUACCAUCAAAAAAUAUGGCAAAAGACGAUAAUAAAAUCCAGCAAUUCAUAAAUUGUAAAAUACUAAGGGACCACAAAAUAAUACAGGAGGACAUUUGGGUUCGAAAUGGAAAAAUCAUUGACCCCGAAAAAGUAUUUUAUGACGAGAAAGUAUCAUCCGAUUAUAAAAUCGACUGUGAAGGCAACAUUAUUGCACCUGGCUUUAUCGAACUACAAAUUAACGGGGGAUAUGGAUUCGAUUUCGCAUUUAAAGACAAUUCCCAAGAAGGAAUCGAUAUGGUAUCGAAAAAAAUCCUUCAACAUGGAGUUACAUCUUAUUGUCCAACCCUAGUAACAUCCCCUGUAGAAAUAUAUCAUGAGGUUCUGCCCAGGCUUUCUUACAGGAAAGGGGGUCCUGAGGGGGCUACAAUUUUAGGAGCUCACGUCGAGGGUCCUUUUAUUAGCAAAGACAAGAAAGGGGCUCACCCUGAAUAUUGUAUUCGAGAUUAUGAUGAUGGUAUAUCAGUAUUAGAAGAAGUGUAUGGUAGUUUAGAGAAUAUUAAAAUAAUUACACUGGCUCCGGAAUAUAAAAAUUCAUCGAGUGUUAUUAGGGAGUUAAGGAAAAGGAAUAUUACUGUGUCUCUAGGACAUUCUACUGCUGAUUUAUUAACAGGAGAGUCCGCUGUAGAAGAUGGAGCAAAUUUAAUGACACACCUUUUUAAUGCAAUGUUGCCAUUUCAUCACAGAGAUCCUGGUUUAGUAGGUUUGCUUGCUUCAGAUAAAAUAUCGGAAGAGAGAAACAUUUUUUUUGGUAUUAUAUCCGACGGUAUUCAUACACACCCGGCAGCUUUAAGGAUAGCAUACAGGGUGCACCCAAAAGGUCUGAUAAUAGUAACUGAUGCAAUAUCUGCUUUUGGACUGAAUGAGGGUGAACAUAAAAUUGGCCAAUUAGACGUGGAAAUUCGGGACAAUAAAGCCUUUGUUGCUGGAACUAAUACUCUUUGUGGCAGUAUCGCCUCCAUGAUAGAUUGCGUGAAGAAUUUUAUGAAAGCAACAGAUUGUUCCAUGGAGUACGCUUUGGAAGCAGCGAGUCUUCAUCCAGCUCAAGUCUUGGGUAUUGACGAUAAAAAAGGAACAUUAAAUUACGGUGCCGAUGCAGAUUUUGUAAUGUUAUCUGAAAAUUUAGAUAUAGUAUCUACGUGGAUAGCUGGAGAAUGCGUUUAUCAGGAGAAUUCCAAAUAAUCAUUCCCAUGUGUUUUAUAUUUUUAUUGAUUUUGACCUACAUACAGUGUACUCAUAGAAGUGUACUGGUAUACCAUAAAAUGGUCGAACAUAAAAUUAAUUGAUUUUUGGUACACUGUAUAUGUACAAAUGAAAGAAAGAGAGUUUUGAUACCGCGCUUGAUAUUUGAUGAGUCUAUCUUAAUUUCAAUUAUCUAGCUUUAAUUUAAAUGUUUUUAUGUAGUUUUAAAUGAAACAAUCGUAUUUAUUUGGUAAAUAAUAUAUUUUUAUAUUGUCUUGUUACAAAAAAAGUUGAGAAACAUAAAUUAAAUAGUUUGUAAAAUGUUAUAAUUGAUAAUAAAUAGUGUUAACAGAAAAAUAAA